Miscanthus lutarioriparius is the source of this 1449-nucleotide messenger RNA. Lineage: Eukaryota; Viridiplantae; Streptophyta; Magnoliopsida; Poales; Poaceae. The record is from the annotation of a GenBank genome assembly.
AUGGUGAUGUCGCAGCUAAGCGGGAGCAUCAAAGGCGCGCUAGCGCGGAUGUCGAAGGCAAUGGUGGUGGACGAGAAGGUGCUCAACGACUGCGUAAACGAGAUCUCGCGCGCGCUCCUGCAGGCCGACGUCCGCUUCGAGACGGUCCGCGGCGUGCAGGCCAGCAUCAAGAGCACCGUCAACCUGCAGGCGCUCGCGGACGGCACCAACAAGCGCCGCGUCAUCCAUCGGGCCGUCGUGGCCGAGCUGCGCCGGAUGCUGGACCCCGGGAAGCCGUCCUUCACCCCGAGCAAAGGGAGGAAGCCGGCCAGCGUGGUGAUGUUCGUCGGCCUGCAGGGCUCCGGGAAGACCACCACCUGCGUCAAGUACGCGGACUACCACCGCCGGACGAAGGGGUUCAGCCCGGCGCUGGUCUGCGCCGACACGUUCCGCGCGGGCGCCUUGGACCAGCUGAAACAGAGCGCGGCGAAAGCCGGCAUCCCGUUCUACGGGAGCCACACCGAGUCGGACCCCGUGAAGGUGGCCGUGGAGGGCGUGGACAGGUUCAGGAACCAGGAGGGGUGCGACCUCAUCGUGGUGGACACGAGCGGGCGCCACAGGCAGGAGGCCGCGCUCCUGGAGGAGAUGCGGCAGGUCGUGGGCGCCACGAGGCCGGACCUGGUGGUGUUGGUGAUGGACGCCAGCAUCGGCCAGGCCGCGUUCGAGCAGGCGCAGGCGUUCAGGCAGAGCGCCCCGGUCGGCGCCGUGAUCGUCACCAAGAUGGAUGGCCACGCCAAGGGCGGCGGCGCGCUCAGCGCCGUCGCGGCCACGAAAAGCCCUGUGAUCUUCGUCGGGACCGGAGAGCAUAUUCCAGACCUGGAGGCCUUCGACGCCAAGUCCUUCGUGAGCCGUCUGCUAGGCUUGGGAGACCUGUCUGGCUUCAUGGACAAGAUCCAUGAUGUAAUUCCUGGUCCUGCUGAUGACAACACAUCACCGUAUCAGAUUCUGGAGGAGCUGAUAAAAAGGGGAAACUUCACGCUCAGAGAUCUGCGCAAGCUGUUCCGGGCAGUGCAGAGUAUGGGCCCUCUUGGGCAGCUCGUCUCUAUGAUACCUGGUGGACUCAUUAGCGACAAGUUCAAUGACAAGGAAGGGCAAGCGAAGAUGAAGAGGUACAUGACCAUGAUGGACUCCAUGACUGAUGCUGAGCUUGACGGGAGCAGCAGCCCGAAGCUGAUGAACCAGUCACGGAUCAACCGAGUCGCUCGGGGCUCCGGCAGGCCCGUCAGGGAAGUGGUGGACAUGCUGGAGGAGCACAAGCGAAUGGCCAAAAUGAUGACCAAGUUGCCAAACGUCAAGAGACCCAACGACAUAAAUCACAUAGCCAAUGUCAUCCCUCAGGAUCUGCUGAAUCGGUUUGGUGGCAAAUUUGGGCUGCAGAAACUCAUCAGACAAAUGGGCGCCCAAAGUUGA